Molecule: messenger RNA, 1329 nt
Organism: Brachypodium distachyon (stiff brome)
Lineage: Eukaryota; Viridiplantae; Streptophyta; Magnoliopsida; Poales; Poaceae
Product: mitogen-activated protein kinase kinase 9
Exons: 1
Coding region: 72-1094 (340 amino acids)
Biological process (GO): protein phosphorylation
Cellular component (GO): cytoplasm
Molecular function (GO): protein serine/threonine kinase activity; ATP binding
Source: RefSeq, a predicted model, not a curated record
UCGCACUCUAUCAUUAGUCCUUCCUCUUGCCUCCUCCUUUCACCUCACCCACCCACACAAGAGAUCCAUCCAUGGCUCUUGUACGCCAGCGCCGCCAGCUACCGCACCUCACCCUCCCCCUCGACCACUUCGCGCUGCGCCCGCCGCCCGCGCCCGCGCCGACCGUCGCGGCGUCCACCUCCUCCGAGGCCGCCGGCCUCCGCCUCUCCGACUUCGAGCGGAUCUCACUCCUCGGCCAGGGCAACGGCGGCACCGUCUACAAGGCGCGCCACCGUCGCGCCGCCGCGCAGCCCCCAGUCGCGCUCAAGCUCUUCGUCGCCGGCGACCCCUCCGCCGCCCGCGAGGCCGAGAUACUCAGGCUCGCCGCGGACGCGCCGCACGUCGUGCGCCUCCACGCGGUGGUCCCGUCGUCGUCCCCCGCGGCCGGGGCGGAGCAGCCGCCGCCCGCCGCGCUGGCGCUCGAGCUCCUGCCGGGCGGUUCCCUCGCGGGGCUUCUCCGCAGGCUGGGCCGGUCGAUGGGGGAGCGGCCCAUCGCCGCCGUGGCCCGGCAGGCGCUCCUGGGCCUCGACGCCCUGCACGCGCUCCGCGUCGUGCACCGCGACCUCAAGCCCUCCAACCUCCUCCUCGGCUCCCACGGCGAGGUCAAGAUCGCCGACUUCGGGGCCGGCAAGGUGCUCAGGCGCCGGCUCGACCCCUGCGCGUCCUACGUCGGCACGGCCGCCUACAUGUCCCCCGAGCGGUUCGACCCGGAGGCCUACUCCGGCGACUACGACCCGUACGCCGCCGACGUCUGGAGCCUCGGGCUGGCGAUCCUCGAGCUGUACCUGGGCCACUUCCCGCUCCUCCCCGCGGGGCAGCGCCCGGACUGGGCCGCGCUCAUGUGCGCCAUAUGCUUCGGCGACGCGCCCGAGGCGCCCGCCGCGGCGUCGGAGGAGUUCAGGGACUUCGUCGCGCGGUGCCUCGAGAAGAAGGCCGGGCAGCGCGCGUCCGUGGCCGAGCUGCUCGAGCACCCGUUCAUCGCCGAGCGCGACGCGGAGGAGGCGAAGCGCGCCCUCGCCGCGCUCGUCGCGGAGGCGGAGCUCGGGGACUUGUAGGCGAAACGACCCGCCCCGGUUAAUUAGGAGAUCUUUAGGAACCAAUCCGAGCUGAUGUGUACAUAAUAUUCGCCACGGGGAGGAAUAACCUGUCCCAUGUGGCGUUUGCCUUUUUUUCACUUUUCUUUUCGGCAUCCAUGGAUUCGUUCGUUUUUAGUUGGCUUCUUUUUGUCAAUUGCAAGAGACAAUUUUGUGGAAUGAAAUCAUCAAGAGGAGUGACAAGGAAUUAAUGGAA